AUGGAAGUUUUGCAAAAUGGCUUUGCCAAGUUUCCAAAAACUAAAGUUUCUGAGAAGCCCCUUUCUAAUGGAACAACAAAUCAUCUUAACUUGAUAACUGAAACAGAGGAUUUGAGCAACAUGGAUCCUUCUCGUAUUUUUGUCAACAAGGUUAAGCGUUUGGUUGUUAAGGUUGGAACAGCGGUUGUUACUCGAAGUGAUGGAAGAUUAGCACUGGGUAGACUUGGAGCUCUAUGCGAGCAGCUCAAAGAACUAAACCUUCAAGGCUAUGAAGUUAUAUUGGUGACUUCAGGUGCUGUUGGUCUUGGCAAACAAAGACUUAGAUAUCGCAGAUUGGCAAAUAGCAGCUUUUCUGAUCUUCAAAAGCCACAAGGUGACCUUGAUGGAAAAGCAUGCGCCGCUGUUGGGCAGAGUAGUCUCAUGGCUCUAUAUGAUACCAUGUUUAGCCAGCUAGAUGUGACUUCCUCCCAACUUCUAGUGAAUGAUGGGUUUUUUAGAGAUUCAGGCUUCAGAAAACAACUAUCAGAAACAGUUACCUCGUUAUUAGAGUGCAGGGUCAUCCCCAUUUUCAAUGAAAACGAUGCUGUCAGUACUAGGAAGGCACCAUAUGAGCAUCAUGUGCAGGAUUCUUCUGGUAUAUUUUGGGACAAUGACAGUUUGGCUGGUCUAUUAGCUCUUGAACUUAAGGCUGACCUUCUUGUUUUAUUAAGUGAUGUUGAGGGCCUUUAUAAUGGUCCUCCAAAUGAUCCAAACUCAAAGUUAAUCCAUACGUAUAUAAAAGAGAAACAUCAAAAAGAAGUUACUUUUGGAGACAAAUCAAGAUUGGGCAGAGGGGGUAUGACUGCUAAAGUUGCUGCCGCUGUUUCUGCUGCUAAUGCUGGUAUCCCUGUUAUUAUAAUUAGUGGCUAUGCCACCGACAACAUCAUACGAGUGCUUCAAGGGGAGAAAAUAGGGACCGUCUUUCAUAAAGAUGCACAUCUGUGGAAAAGCUUAAAGGAAGAGACUGCACAUGAAAUGGCAGUUGCAGCACGAAAUAGUUCUAGACGUCUUCAGGCCCUAAAAUCUGAAGAAAGGAGGGAAAUAUUGCUGGCCGUGGCUGAUGCAUUGGAGAAAAACCAAAAGCUGAUAAGGUUAGAGAAUGAUGCUGAUAUUGCUGAUGCGUUGGAAGCCGGAUAUGACAAGUCUCUGAUAUCACGUUUAACCCUGAAGCCUGAGAAGAUCACUAGUCUUGCAAAGUCUGUGCGCGUGCUGGCAGAUAUGGAAGAACCAAUUGGCCAGAUUUUGAAGAGAACUGAGCUAGCUGAUGACCUUGUAUUGGAGAAAACAUCGUGCCCUCUUGGUGUCCUCCUGAUUAUAUUUGAGUCACGACCCGAUGCUCUUGUUCAGAUAGCCGCAUUGGCAAUCCGAAGUGGGAAUGGCUUAUUACUUAAAGGAGGAAAGGAAGCCCGAAGAUCAAAUGCGAUCUUACACAAGAUCAUUACUUCAGUCAUGCCAGAUACAGUUGGCAGCAAACUUAUUGGGCUUGUCACUUCAAGAGAUGAAAUUCCAGAUCUACUCAAGCUUGAUGAUGUGAUAGAUCUUGUGGUCCCUAGAGGCAGUAAUAAGCUGGUUUCUCAAAUCAAGGAGUCAACAAGAAUCCCCGUUCUUGGUCACGCCGAUGGAAUUUGUCAUAUAUACGUUGACAAGUCUGCUAAUAUUGAUAUGGCAAAGCAUAUAGUUAUGGAUGCAAAGACUGAUUACCCUGCAGCUUGCAAUGCAUUGGAGACUCUUCUUGUACACAAGGAUCUGUCAUCUAAUGGUGGACUUAAUGAGCUUAUCCUCGAACUCCAACGUGAAGGUGUUGAAUUGCAUGGUGGACCAAAAGCUAGUGCCUUGCUAAAUAUUUCUGAAGCGAGUUCUUUACAUCAUGAGUACAGCUCACUUGCUUGCACAAUUGAAAUUGUAGACGACGUCUUUGCUGCCAUUAACCACAUAAAUAAACAUGGAAGUGCUCAUACUGAAUGCAUUGUCACCGAAGACUCUGAAGUUGCUGAGACUUUCUUAUCUCAAGUUGACAGUGCUGCUGUAUUCCACAAUGCAAGUACGCGGUUUUGUGAUGGCGCACGGUUUGGGCUUGGGGCAGAGGUCGGAAUAAGUACAAGUCGAAUUCAUGCUAGAGGUCCUGUAGGAGUCGAGGGGUUGUUGACAACCAAAUGGGUAUUGAGGGGAAGGGGACAGGUGGUUGAUGGCGAUCGAGGUGUCAAUUAUACUUUCAAAGAACAGCCAAUAAACGCAAAAUAA
Messenger RNA from Lathyrus sativus (Indian pea), 2280 nucleotides. The record is from the annotation of a GenBank genome assembly. NCBI's taxonomy places the organism in Eukaryota, Viridiplantae, Streptophyta, Magnoliopsida, Fabales, Fabaceae.